CCGCAAAAGAUCGCGAGAAUGAUCUGAGGUAAGUUAGUUGUUUUUAGCUUUAGCCGGUUGGAAAGGCCCUACGAUGUUCCCAGCAUGCCCCGCGCGUUCGACGUCUGUUCUGUUCCGUUCCAGUUAGCCGCUCGCUAGCGUGAGACACCAGAAUGAUCAGCGCUCAGUCACCGGGCCUGAAUGAUACGAUCAAACCUUCUUGGCCCUGUAACAUAGAUGAAUACCGACAGCUGUCCGAGAGCGAUAAGCAGUGGUCCGCCAGGCGUCAAUUUAUAGUGAAGAACAUCAGCGAAUAUGAGGGAAAAGCUGCUGAUAAGCUGGUGGCCCUGUCGAUGGUGUGGGUUAACCAUGUGUUCCUGGGAUGCAGGUAUGACCCUCAGCUAAAGCAGAAGGUGCUCGAGAUGGCAGAAGGGAUUUCUGUUGGUGAAAUGCGCUCUUAUGAACUAGUCCCAAGUGCUGAAGCUAAAAAAAGACCACGUUCAUCUGAAGGAAGUGAGCGGCCCGUGACGAAGAUGUCUGUUUGCAGACCUCGAUUCGAGCCGGUACACUUUGUGAUCGGCGAGAGCAGCGGCAGUGGAAUAGCAGGAACUGACGAAAAAGAAAACGAGAAGGAAAGCAGGAAGAACGAAGAAUUGCAGAAAGAACCAGAUCAUCAGAUAUAUAACGGUAGCCGUGACACCGGCCCCUCCUCCUCCGUGGCUUCUUCAGAAAUAUUAAGGUAUGGAAAUGAGAGACAGGCUGACUCGCAAGCCAAUCGAUUUGAUGGAAACGAUGCAACCGGAAGGUCCGGAGCCUGGGAAAACAAACGCCGUGGUCUUGGCUUUGGCCAACCAGAAAGGCCGAGCUCAAGCAAGACUUUCACCGGAGUACAAAACGGACCGGGGAGGGGCGCCUCUGGUCUUCUCCCUACACCCUCGCUGCCGACUCCUAUCCUCACACCGACUAUGCAAGAAAAACAGAGACUAAUUUUCAGUGUAUCAAGAGCCAUUGCGGUCACUCUCAGAGAUCCCCCAUUCACCGGUGGACCUGAGACGCCGAUAUACAAUUUCAUACUUAGCCGCAGCAUUCAGGCUUGUAAAACGAAUCCUGAAUAUAUCUAUGUAAAUCUAAAAGAUAUUCCGCCCUCCGACUUGCCCAAGAACAGGAAAGUGCCAUCUGAAGGAUACGCAUGUGAGCUGAGGUGUCAGGGCGUGUACCUGGCCACGGGUUACUCGGGAAGCAAAAACGGUGCCAGAGACCGUGCGUCCGAACAGGCUGUCAAACUCUUAAUGAGGCCGGUGGAAGUUCGUAUCGUGCAAAGACAAUAUAAGCGUAAGAAUGUCAAUGAUAUGGUGGUGUGUCAGGUUUCCAUUCCGAACCCAAUCCUCCCUCCAACUCUUCGCAACCCAGAGGACAAAGUGCCCCCCAGCACCAAAGGCCAGUAUGAGCCUGACAGAAGCAAACAUUGGACUCAAUUCGUUCUCAUGGAAAACGCGCACGAUGCCAUCUGUAUGCUUAAUAACUCGGCUGCUUUUAACCGUAUGAAAAUCGAUUAUACCUUUAACCCGAUUCCUAACAGAAAUUUAUGGUUGUGUAGUGUGUAUUUGCAGGAUGAGCUGCUCGCACAAGCCAGUGGAACUAAGAAGACCUCGAAACAUUCAGCAGCAGAGGAAGCGGUCAGGGUAUUGCGAAUGCACCAGGCUGCUCACCAGCAACAGCAGCAGCAUCUGUUUGGAGAAAACCACAGUUCAGAGCAGUCCGGCAGUCGCUUUACCCAGCACGAUGGCAAAAAAACACAACUCGGCCAACUGGUUAUCCUUGAAAACUCAGACAAUGCCAUUUGCAUUAUAAAUGACACCGCACAAUUCAACAAAGUGUUGGCUGACUACAAAUUUACAGUUUUACCAGAUCACAACUGGAGGUGUGAGGUUUACCUGGAUGGUCAGUUUGUGGCCGCAGGCAUCGGGCCCAAAAAGACUGUGAAGCACGUUGCGGCAGAGGAGGCGCUCGCCACGCUUCGACGAACGCAGGCGGUGGUGAAAUCCAACCUGAGAAUGGAGGGUCACGCAGAUGCAAUUUCACGAAAUCAAAUCAUAGCUCACUCCGGAGAGGAAUCCACGCGACAGGAAAUCAAGGAAGACAACAUUGGUAAUCAGCUGCUCCGUAAGAUGGGCUGGACAGGUGGAGGUUUGGGGAGAGAUGGGGAGGGCAUCGCCGUACCUAUCAAGGUGAAAGAGCAGUUUACCAGGGAAGGCCUUGGCAUGGAUAUGAACAGGCCCGGGAAACAGCUGUAUAAGCGUGACAUUGACGAAAUCAUUCGGAAUUACGCCUGUUCGGACCGCCAGGACGAUCUGCGCUUUUCCAAUGAGCUCAAUAAUGACGAGCGCAAACAGAUCCACCAGAUUUCUCAGAGGUACGGCCUGCGUAGCAAAUCUUACGGACAGGGCAGACAAAGGUUUCUUAUGGUGAGCCGCAGAGUUCAGAAGGACCAGCUGAUUGGUCAGCUUUUGCAGGACGGCCAAGUAGGACGAUAUGAAUUGGUGAAACCUCAGUCCUUUCAAUGACUGAACUCACUUAAUGGGCCUCAAAGAGUGUAUAGCAUAUUUUUAAAGUAAGAUACCUGUAAGUUUGUUUAUAAUGUUCUUUCUAUUCCUCAGUUUCUUUAUUUACUAAACUUGGUCAAAUCUUGUGUCAUGUUAUUGAUAUUUAUUGACUGAUAUUAGUACAGACCUGCCAGCGUGUGUUCUCAGAAGUUGCAUUCCAUUUUCUCCAUUUUAUUAUAUUUUCACAAUGAACAAUACAGAACUGACUCAUGUUGCAAGAUAACAAUACUGAAUAUAUAAAUAUAUUGAAUUACAGAACGCUACCUAUUUUGUCCUUUUUAGAUUGUUGACAGUUCAAUUUAAAAUGGGUCUUCAAAGUUUCUGCUUCCCGUUUGACAAAUGCCUGUUGCAGCAGUAAUCACUUGCUGUAUAAGUUAGUUGCUGUUGUGAACCAGUCUUGUUUGUUCUGAACCACAUUAAAUGAAGACAUGGUUCAUUGCCAUGUAAAUCUUGAUA
Molecule: messenger RNA, 3038 nt
Organism: Triplophysa dalaica
Lineage: Eukaryota; Metazoa; Chordata; Actinopteri; Cypriniformes; Nemacheilidae
Gene: nkrf
Product: NFKB repressing factor
Exons: 3
Coding region: 153-2543 (796 amino acids)
Cellular component (GO): nucleolus; nucleoplasm
Molecular function (GO): nucleic acid binding
Source: RefSeq, a predicted model, not a curated record